AAAGAGGAGGAAGGAGAAAAGGAGGCAACGAAGGCGAAGGCGAAGGUGGUGGAGAGGGAAGGCAGCCGCCGACUCAGCUAGUAGUAGUAGUAGUAGCAGUGGGGAUCGCGCGCGUCGGAAGGAACGAGAGAAGGAGAAGGAGAAGAGUCGUCGGUGGUAGGGGAAAGCGAGAGUGCAGAGAAGCAGAGGCAGCGCGCUGAGCCACGAGGGGGCUAUUCGAGCGAGAAGGGGAGGGGUGGCAAGGAGCCCUGGCGGGGAGGGGACGCGGAGGCCUUCGGGGGGCCGACCAACCAGACGGCCGAUGAUGUCAUCGGAGGAGGAGACCGAGUGUUUCGCCCUCUACGGAGCAACCACGGAAAGCAAGCAACAGCAACUCCUGAAGAAGCAGAAGCGCACCAGACAGCGCGUGGACGCCGGCGAGCCACGCAACAGCUACUCGAGCAUACCGAACUUUAGCUCCCGGCCAUCCUUCCUCGGCGGUGGUCUGUACGGCUCGAUCUUCAGUGGUAGCGGGCCGACGUCGCAUCAGCAACAACAACAACAACAGCAGCAGCAGCAACAACAACAACACCAACAGCAGCAGCAGCAGCAACAACAACAACAACAACAACAGCAGCCACAGCUCCAUCAACAUCACCACCAGUCACAGCAGCAACAGCAGGCUGGAGCGGCUGGUAGUCAAGGUCACUUGGGUGCAGCGACGACGGGUCCUACAACCCAAAAGCAUUCCGCCCACUUCGGCUUCUUCGGGGCAUCGGGCUUCGGCCCCGCCAAGAUGCUGAACGAAUUACUCGGACGGCAGGUCAAGCAGGCCAGUGACGCCGGCGGUUCGCCGCCAGAGGGCGGACACGGGAUGACCGGUGCCGGCAUGGAUCCAAACGCGAACCUCCAACCGGGGGCAGUCGUCAAUUGCGACGACCCCGCCACAGCCGAGUUAACGCAACACAUGCUCCGCGACAUUCUCCAGGGUCGAAAGUUGCCCGCCCUUUCCGUGCAAGAGCAACCAAACAACAACAACAGUAUACAUAGCAACAAUAAUAACAAUACCACCGCGGAUAUCCUCAAGUCCCAGCAACAGCAUCAGCAAAGUCCCCAACAACAGCAUCAACAGAACAGUGAUAGUGCGCGCAGUGGAACAGUGCAGAGUGGCGGAGAGGAAAGUGGUGAUGGCAAUAAUGUCCUCGUGAAUAGCACGAACCACAGUGAUCGUGAUACGGUGAUGCCUGCUGACGCGGAGGAUAGCGCCGAGGACGCCGCCUCCACGGCACGUGCCAUGGAGGAGGCAUUCGCUGAGGUAGGCAUCGAGCCCGGUACCAAUCUCGAUGGCUCCGAUUGCGAUCAGAGCUUACCGCCCAGUCCUACGGCUCCGAGGUCGGCCUCGGUAUCGGUUAAGGAGGAAAUUCAAGACUCUUUGAACAUCAAGCGUAGUCCUAGCCAUUCUCCUUGCCCGAUCAUACCUAAAACCGAGACGAGCUCUCCUACAACGGAGUUGAAGCGCGCUCGGGUGGAAAACAUUGUUAGCACGAUGCGCAGUAGCCCCGCGCUUCAGCCUACUCCGGUAAACGGUUGUAAGAAGCGAAAGCUCUAUCAGCCGCAGCAACAAACCGUGCACCACGUUCUCCAGCACGGUAUCAAUGACACUAUGAUGGACGACGAGGAGGAAAGCGAGGAAGAAGAUGAUCAAUCGACGAUAAAGCAGAAACGAAAGCAGAAGGCCUCUCUGAAGAGUCAGCUCAAGAUAAUGCACGAGCAACUCGCGGAGAUGCAAGCAAAGUAUUUGGAACUUUCGAGCAAGGUGGAGCAUGACACGAGUGAGAGCAGCGACGCACCCGCCAGUCCGCAGCAACUACCCGAACCACCCCCUAGACCACCGAGACCUCACCCACCGGCGUUCAACGGCCUCCAGACUCUUCCGCCCGACCAUCCGCAUGCCGCGGCAGCCGCCAUGUACCACAUGGGUCAUAAACUGUACCUCGGACAUCAGCAGUCCGCACUCGAAAGGAUGAAGCAGCAUCAGGAGGCGACCGUGAGACAGCAACAACAGCAGCAACAACAACAGCAGCAACAGGUGCAACAACAGCAGCAGCAGCAACAGCAGCAGCAGCAGCAGCACCAGCAACAGCACCAGCGACAAAGUUCUCCACAACCGCCUAGUCAAGCGCAGCAACCGAAUCAGAGCAAUACCGGACCGUCCACGCCGCAAACGCCACAACAGCUGACCAGCAGCAGCUCGUCCCUGCAACAGAAGGACUUCCAAGAAAGGUUAAACGUCUUCAGGGGCGCAGCUGCGGCGGCAGGUUCCUCGGGACCACACAUCACCGGUGCGGAUCUCGAAAUUCUGGCGGACAUUCUUAAAACGGAAAUCUCUUCGUCGUUCGCUAAUCUGAUCGACAGUAUAGUCGCGAGGUUUGUUCAACAAAGGAGGAUCGUCGGUAAGCAAAGCGAGGCGGCACAAGUAGCCACCGAGCAGCUGAACAAGGAUAUCCUGAUAGCGACUCAAAUGCUCGAAAGGAAAUCGCCAAGGACGAAGGUAGUCGACAGGGGAGCUCCACAACCUACCGGUGGCCCAAACGGGCCACGGGGGCCCCUAACCGGUGGGCCCCCUCCAACGCAACCAACGGCUUUUUCCCAAAUAGGGCCCAUGGCUGGUGGGCACCAUGGUCCUCACUCUGGUCCCACAGAAAAUAAUUUAAAUCAGAUGAAUCAGCUACCCCCACACGUCAGGCCCGUUGGGAUGUUUCAGACACCGAUGCCGCAAAAAAUAUACGGCAUCGGACCGAUGCAGUCGCAACAGCAGCAACAACAGCAACAACAGCAGCAACAACGCGAACAGCAGCAAAGGGAGCAGCAACAACGCGAACAAUAUUGUAAUCUGAGGAACGACGAGAGGGAAGUCAGGGAUUCGGAACAGAACGAGGCUCUCUCCCUCGUCAUGACACCGAAGAAAAGGCGCCAAAAGGUAACCGAUACGAGAAUCACACCAAGGACUGUAUCAAGAAUUCUUGCGCAGGAGGGCAACGGAUCUCAAGGAGGCAGUGAAAGUCCUCCGCCAGCUCCACCACCGAGACCUUACCACGCGCCACCACCAAUGCUGCCAGUGUCCCUGCCAACAAGCGUAGCGAUACCAAACCCGAGCCUUCACGAAAGUCAGGUGUUCUCGCCGUACUCGCCGUUCUUCCCGGGAAUCAACACCCCACGUGGGGGCCAUGCAGGUCAGGUACCAGCAGCGGGAUCGCAUCAGUUGCCUGCGAGUCCUCCAAGUGGACGUGUAGAACUCAGGGAUUCUCCUCCACUUUCGCAUGCCCCGGCCAUGUUGCAUCCUGUUUUACUCGCGGCUGCACAACACGGUAGUCCGGAAUAUGGACACCUAAGGAUGGACAACAACGACCGUGUUAGUGAUUGCAACUCCGGAGACAUCGGCUACGACGGAAUUCAGCCUACAUCGUCGACGCUGACGCCGAUGCAUCUGAGGAAAGCGAAGCUGAUGUUCUUCUGGGUAAGGUACCCGUCUUCGGCCGUCCUCAAGAUGUACUUCCCCGACAUCAAGUUUAAUAAAAAUAAUACAGCGCAGCUGGUCAAGUGGUUCUCCAAUUUCCGGGAGUUCUACUACAUUCAAAUGGAGAAGUACGCGAGACAAGCGGUUUCGGAAGGCGUGAAAAACGCCGAAGACCUCCGAGUAGGAGGCGAUUCCGAAAUCUAUCGGGUGCUGAACCUACACUACAACCGUAACAACCACAUUGAGGUAUGGGAACCCCAGGUGCCGAGCAACUUCAGGUACGUGGUCGAACAGACGUUAAAAGAAUUCUUCAAGGCGAUCCAGGGUGGUAAGGACUCUGAGCAAAGCUGGAAGAAAUCUAUCUAUAAGGUGAUUUCGAGGCUGGACGACCCUGUACCAGAGUACUUCAAGAGUCCAAACUUUCUGGAGCAGCUUGAAUGAAUCAGGAGGUCGCGUGGCUCUUGCUCUUCGUGGUGCUCGGGGCCACCGACGCUAGACGGUUCCCAGUAAUCAAAAGAAGUAAAAGAAAAGGAAGAUUGAAAACGGCCGAGAUGAAGAGGAAGGAUCGCCACCACCAGCAGCGUUGUCGUCAUCGCCGUUCGAGGGACACUCGACUCCCUCGCACGUACACGUUCAGGUAUCCUAAAAUAACAUAUCGAAAAACGAAGCUGAAAUGGCGAGGAGUUAGAACGACGCGUUGUGAGAAAAGAAGGAAGAAGAUGAGCGUCGUGAAAUCCGUCGAAAUCGGGAAAUAAUAUAAAAGCGUACACGGAUGAGAUCGACCGACGAAGGAUCAGGCUGUGACCUAAUCGCGAUAUAUCGUAAGAUCUUACGAGGGGAAUCAUUAGGAGAGAAUUAACGAAAAAGAACGAAAACGUAUACAAGAAAAAGUGAAAGAGAGUAUUAGUCGAUUUACUCGACGAAUGACGAGAAACCGCGAGUCAACGAUCGAGCACGAACAAAAUUUUGAAUUUCGAUCGUGUUUGAGACUUUCUUUCGUAGGGUCUGUUUGUUAAUGUAAAAAAAGGAGAUAGAAAGAAACGAAAAAUGCAUUAUUAUUACCCGCCUAACUUUUAAGUCUCUGAUUCUUUCGAAAUCGAUGCGACGAAUAGGAAGUAAGCCUUCGAGGACGGGACUGCAUUCAUGGGGAAUGGUGAGUUGUUCUCGCCAUUAUUAAAAGAAUAAAAAAAAGAAAAGAGAAGAUAAAUUAAAGAAAAGACGUCACUGCUAUCGAGGAUCGAUAGAUGCGUGGAGCACGUGGUCGAGUAUCUUUCGGUGAUCUCGAACAACUCGAUGGAUCAUCUUCUGCUUUUCGAGAAAUACCGGAAGAGGAUCCUUCGACGAUUCACCGAGAAACGAUCUACGACGAAUGGCUCUCGUUGCCCUUCGUCCUAGAUCGUUUCUACGGUGUGAACUAAAAGCAAGAAGAAAGAGAAAAAAACAAGAAAAUAAAACAUUAGUAACAAAAAAAGAAACUGUGGUCCAAAAAUGUCGAUCCAUGUGGUCCACGCUUUUACGCGACCCUCGGAAAAAAUACCUCAAAAAUGAAAAUCUUUAUCUCGAUGUAAUGUCGAUGGACGGAGAAAAUUUUUGUUGUUUCGAAAUUUUAUGGUGUCUUCGUCGUCCCCAGGAGUGCAUGCCCGUUCGCGACGCAUCAUCGAAAAGGGCUAAAGGGGUAAAGGGUUGCUUUUUUUGGGAACUAGCACGUACUACUUUACUUUAACGUACGAGAUGAAACGUGACGGUGAGAUCUUCCUCUUAGAAAAAAAAAAAAAAAAAUUCAAAGAAGAAAUGAUCACGCUUGCGUGAGAUCAACGACGUUAUCCUUUAUGCUCGUCGUUCGCGAAGAUCGCGCGAGUUCUAGUUGAUCUUAACGAUCAACGACGACGAUCUCUCGAUGUUUCUUCGUCAACGAACAAGACCAAUUGAAUUUAAGUUGUCAACAAUCAAUGACAAAUAAAUCGACGUGAAAAUGCUUGGCCGGCGAAAGAAGAAGUUCUUCUUAAGAAAAGAGAGAUUCAAUUUCCUAAGAAAUUUCGUUCUUCGCUUCUCGCGCUUCUUGCAAUCGAUCGAACGAUGCAUGAGAUUUUAUCCCGAUUAUUAAUUUAUAUAUAUAUAUAUAUAUAUAUAUAUAUAUAUAUAUAUAUGGUAUAUAUAAUAAUCAGGUUAGGCUAGUCGCGAUAACGAGAGUACGAGUAUUAAGAGCAAAGAGAGAAAAAGAGAAAGAGAGAAAGAGACAGAGGGAGAGAGAAAGAGAGAGAGAGAUAAGAUAGAGAGAUAGAAAGAGAAAGAGAAAGAGAGGAGCGAUCUGACGUGGAAGAAACGAGCGUGCGCCGGCGAUGUUGUCCUAAAUAUAGACGAAACUAAAGCUAAUUAAUUAAUUAAUUAAAUGAUUUUAAUAACGCCGGUGCGUGCUAAAAUUAUAUCUAAAUAUAAAAGUAGAGUUAUAUUGAACACUUAUAUAAAAGUAUAUAUGUAUAUAUACUUAUAUAUAUAUGAAGAUGAAGAUAUAUAUGUAUAUGUAUACUCAUACACAUACACAUGCAUAUAAAAUAAUAGAUUUUUAAUUCGAGAAAGGAAUGCUGGCGCGACUGUUAGCAUUUAACGAGUGAGGAGAAUGCACGACGAAAGGGUCUCAACUUCUCGCGGACCCCUGUCUGUUCGUUGCACAGGCUGCGUUAAAAAUACGAACAACGUCGUUUCUGCGUUCUCGUCGCUGCCUUUUUUUUCGCAAAAGAAAAACCUGUAGAUACGGUACAACGUUAAUAUUAAAAAUAUUUCGGGUAGUAGCGAGUCCUGAUAUAAUAUAAGCACAUUCCCAAUCCCUCCUCACCACUUAUUCCCCUCACCUUUAUUACUGUCGCUAUUACAUGCACCAUUAUUAUUAUUAUUACCUUUAUUAUUAUUAUUAUUAUUAUUAUUAUUAUUAUUAUUAUUAUUAUUAUUAUUAUUAUUAUUAUUGUCUUCAUUAUCGUCACAGACAGUACGAUUAUUAUUAUUAUUAAUCUUUAUCAGUCUAUGUACAUGAGGAUUUUAUUAAGACCACGAUUAUAAUAAUAAUUAUUAUACUAUUAUUAUUAUUAUUAUUAUUAUUAUUAUUAUUAUUAUUAUUAUUAUUAUUAUUAUUAUUAUUAAUAUUAUGAUUAUCCUCAUUAUCGCGGUCAAUUUAGUUAAUUUUAAAUUAAGUCCGUUACUUCGAUUCCAUGCCAACGGUUCUUAAUGUUUUUGUUUCUCGAACUCGAUUGCUUAUUCUCUCUUUACCUCUAAUGCUUCUUCCAAAAAAUUGUACAUCCCCAAUCCCAAUAUUGCGCUGUAUCUUUUCUCUAUACGUCUAGUUAUUGCAUUAUUAUUAUUAUUAUUAUUAUUAUUAUUAUUAUUAUUAUUAUUAUUAUUAUGUUAUUAUUAUUAUUAUUAUUAUUAUUAUUAUAUUAUUACUAUUAUCAUUGAAAAUUAUACCGGUAGCAUGUGACGUGCAGUACACAAACACACUUUUUGCAAGCGGUGAGUCUUAACCUAGUCACAAAUCAAUAUUUUUUAAUUAAUCGACGAUCGAUUUAUUGAUUAUUUUAUUUAUUAUUCACGACAAUAAAACAAAGAAAAAAAAUUGAAUUUAAUUUGAAUUUUAAUUUGUCGAUUACCAAAAUAUUUUUCUUUUGCAUUUAUUUCUUAUAUCCUAAGUUUCUUCGAAAAGUGAUGGCCGAAAAAAGAAAAAAAUUCCUCGCUUCCGAAUGUUCCAUAUAAGUUAUUAUCGACUGCCAACCCGGCCUACCUUUAUGCGAAGUCGAAGAAAAUUUGGUCCAUAAAGAUCAACGAAGAUGUCAUCGAGGUCAUCAAGGAUUUGAGGAUCAUAGAUCGCGAAUAAAAAGAAGCUUCUUUUGUGUAAAAUGAAAAGGAAAAUAAAUGUUAAUGACGAAAGCGAAUCUAGAAACGAUCGGAUUAAAAAGGGGUAAACGAAAAUUUCGAUUCGUAAAUACUCAACUUUGGCCUAAACUAAGUGGCUACUUAUUUUCUCGGCGUUGGCCUAAGAUUUUGGUCUAACUAUUUAUGAAUGAAGAAACGUGGGCGUUAUUCUCGUUUGAUUUUCAGAAAUGAAACGAAGUUGUUUGAAAUCUCGAUCGACAAUUGAUUUUGAUACCUCAUAACAGGGUGGCUCGAUAUAUCUCGUUGGUCGAAAAGAAAAAAGAAAAAUGAAAUGUCCUUGCUUCGCAUAUUAUUACGACAGUUUCCUUUUCCAUUUUUUCCUAUAAAACGGAUUCGCAACGCUCUGCCGGCGUAAAUAGGAAAAAAGAAUUAUUCAUCGUACAAUGAUUACGUCUAUAUACUUCUACGUUGCACUCGUCUUUCUACGAUACUCGAACCUCGUUGAAAAAUCGUCCUAUAAGAAAAGAAAAAAAAAAAAAAAAAACCGUGAGAAAUUUUAUUCGCGCGUUAUCAUAUUGGCCUUACGAAAUGUUUAAUCGUUGAACGUAUUCAUUGAAUAAUUAAUUUUUUUCCAAGUUAUUUAAUAACAAUUCGAGCUGCUUUGCACUUUCACGUCGAUAAACGUCCAUAUGAUUAUCUUUGAGUAUCUUAUCGUCGAUAAGAACUUGACCUUUGCAAAUUUCGGUAUCGAUAUUUAUUCUGCAAAAGCCUUGACGUAUUUCAGGACAAAGAACAAAAAUAUAACGAACAACACUAUCCCCUGUUAUAAUCUUAAAAUAUUAUUUGAACAGCCUGUUAAAUUCCACGAUACACAUAUGCACAUAUACACACUGACACGAUCGAUAGAUCUAUUUCUUAUUUUAUUUAAUUAGUACGUACUUAAUGAAACCUUGACAAUCAUAAAAAUUUCUCCUAACGAUUACUUUAAUAACAUUUCUAAAUAACGAUAAAAAUAAUUUUACGUGAUUCAGACUCGUUAAUGAAAAAAAUAAUAAUAUUUAAUCUAACCGGAUCUCUCUCGUUAAUUUCCUUAAACCUCGAGAGCUAAAAACCGCAAAUUGAUCUAAAUUAAAUUAAAUUAAAACUCUAAUUAAAUUAAAAUAAUAGCAAAAAUAUCUUUGUCCUGAUGAUAUAAAAAUGACAGACCUUAAAACCGUAAGAUCGGCUUGACUCAAUCGAAGAGUAAAAAUAAUAAUCAUUCAAUAUGAGAAAACGGGCUUGCUCCUUUUCGCGUGAUUCUUCGAGGUGGUCGUCCAUCGAUCGAGAAUCGAGAGAAAUUAUUUAUGAAACGCGAAAAUUUUUAAAAAUAAUGAAAAGAAAAGAGAGAAAACUCUAAGAGACGGAACAUACAAAGAGAAACGAAGAGAGAGAGAGAGAGAGAGAAAGAGAGAGUGAGGCACCGAACGAAUAACAAGGAAAGAAAGAAAGAUAGAAAGAAAAAGCCUUUCGCCGAGACGAUAUCAUUCAAGUCUCCCCUUUCGAAGACUCGUUGAAGGGAGAGAGAGAGAGAGAGAGAGAGAGAGAGAGAGAGAGGGAGAGAGAGAGGGAGAGAAAGAAAGAGAAGGGGACUGUAAACUCUUUGUCAUCCGAUCGACGCUGUCAAUUUUAUCGACGAGUUGUCGUCCUUCGAUGAUCGAGAGUUACGGAAAAAGGACGUAGAAAAGUUCGCGUACUGCGUACGCUACGAGAAAGGGGAAAAAAGCGAAGGAAAAUCGUGGAAAAGCAACGAUCGGACUCUCUCGACGAUUUUACGGAUGCGCGACGUCUACUACACCGACACACAGACACAUACUCAUUUAUAUACGAACGGACGGUAGAAGGAGACGAUAAAGAGAAAAAGAUGGGAAUAGAGAAAUAGAUAUCGAACGGCGUGAAGGAACGUUUGUAUUUCCUCGGUCGGUGGCGAAAAAUUGAGAUCCCUAUGUAAAUUUUAUUAAGAAGAAAAUAAAUUGAAAUAGAGGUCGAUCGAGACUCGCCGUUAAUUAACAUUAUUUGGCGCGACUGGGCCGAAGCGUGCGGAGAACGAGCACACGGAACAAGACGAAACGCGAUAAUAAACAUUAUACUGAGAGAAAGAGGAAACGAGUGAUAGAGAGAGAGAGAAAGAGAGAGAGAGAAAGAGAGAGAGAGAGAGAGAGAGAGAGAGAGAGAAAGAGCGAGAGAGAAAGAGAGAAAGAAAGAAAGAAAGAAAGGAAGAGAAAAGAGAGAUAAAACGAAAAGAAGACAAAAAAUAAUGCGCAAGAGGCGAAAGGAAUAAUGAGCAUACGUACAUACAUAAAUGCGUAAGUUUUAAGAAGACGUAAGCAGAAUUAAGUAAUAGUAUCUAACGUUAACACAUGCAAGCUAUUAAUUAUUAUAUUAUCGAUUAAUUAAAGAUAUAAAAAAAAAAAACAAACCGAGCGGAAGGUCGUAUCACGCUGCAGAUGAAGAAUACUUACUUAAGAUUAAUGAAAAAAAAAGACACACACACACUAAUAAACUAAUUAUUAUUGUACGAUUAUAUUAUAUUAUUAUUACGAAUAUGACUAUCGAGUUCGAGAUUAAGUCGUGAUAAAGAAAUAAACUGAGAGAAAGGAAGUGAGAUAGAAAGAAAAAGAUAGAUCACAAGCGAACGAACGAACGAAUGAACGAACGAACGAGCGAAUGUACUAAAGAAGGGAGAAAGAUCGAAUGCAAGCGAGAGUGAAAGAAAAAGAAAUGAGAGAAAGGGAGGGAGAAAAAAAAGUCGAGUGUUCGUAUGAGUGCGAACGAAAGUGAAGAAGCGAAUGAGAGAGUGAAAGAAUGAUAGAGCGAGAGACAGCGCGCGCGAAAAUUCUUUGUAAGUUCAUUGAGAAUAAUAAUUCCUCAAACUAUUAGGAUCAUAAUUAGGGUUAACUUAAUCGGUGAAUGCGCGAUAGCGGAAGCGACGAGGCUAUAUACAGAUAUGAAAGGAGGAGGAGCGGCAGAGAGAUGAAACUUUUUCUCCGUAGAAUUGCAACGACUCCUUUAAUCGCGUCUUUCGGUUUUUUUCACGUGUGCGCGCGUGAUACACACAUUGAGAAUAAAAAUAAAAAUUAAAUUAACCAAUAAUAAUAAUAAUAAUAAGAAAAAUAUGCGAAUCGAGGAGGGAAAACGCGUGAAUGGGACAAGGGUGUCUGCGAGAGAAAAAAGAAUAGUCGAAAAAUUAAGACAGAGAAUUAGAGAAAAGAAUAACAGAGAGAGAGAGAGAGUGAGAGAGAGAGAGAGAGAGAGAGAGAGAGAAAGGGGAAUAUAUAUAAUAUAUAUCGCGUGCGUACGCCAAAUAAAAAAAAAAAAAAAAAGAAAAAAAGGAGAAAAGAAAUAAAAACUAAUUGUUAGCACCGAGUGAGCAAAACUUUUCUGUGUGAUAAUCUCGUAGUACACGUAGCGCGUUAAGUCUACUAUACGUUUUCAGUAAGAGAACUAAAGGUGUGAAAUGGAAUUUUUUUUCUUCGGUAAAUUCGGAGAUGAAAGACGAGCGUGGAGCUUCCGAGUAUUCGUUUACCUCCUUUUCUUUUUUUCAUUUCAUUCCGAGAGGCCACGAAAAAGGGGAGAAUAAUUUUUAUCGAGAUUUCACUCGAAGCAUCCCUUCGCGGCUUCGACGUAACGACAUAUCAUCCUUAAUAAUGUUAUCGCAAUUGACUGUUAUGAAUGAAUUUUUCGUUACAGAUAGAAAGAGGAGUUCGUCGACUACUCCGACUCCUCUAUAUUAUCUUCUAAUUAAUUAAUAAUCUUAAGUUCCUUCGAUCCGAUGUUCGUCCUCGACUCUGGUUCCCAAGGAUAAAAAGACGACGGUUUUCCGUUUAGAAAUUCUCACAUAAAUGAUAUUUUACAGAGUGACGAGUCGCAGUCGAUACUCCUGCCUCGUCGACACACUUUCUUUUCGCGUCGAUGCCCGACGGUUAUGCGCAUAUGUAUUUGAUAAGAGAAUGAACGAGUAGAAGAAGAACGAAUAAUUGUUUCUUAGACCGACGAUACGUUCGAUCAGUCCUUCAAACGCUCUGAUUUGCAGGCUACCCGACGAGAGGCUGUCGAUACUCCAGCUCUCGAUUCACCUGCGAUCAUAGUAUAUAUACUAUACUAUACUCCCAUGCAUACAUAAUGUUAACGAAUAAUUUACGUGCCUUGGAACCAUAGUCGAUGCAUAACGAACGGAUCACUUUUUUCCUCUUAACUCGAUAUCGGAAGCCUCUCGGGAUAGCGACAUACUUUGGAGGAUUCACGCGAGUAAGCUGAAUUGCGGGAUUGGACGAAUGGGUGAGAGGGAGGGUGGGAUAGGUCGAAGGUUAUUUAGGAAGAAAAAGGUGUGCGCAAGAGAAAGAAAGAGAGAGAGAGAGAGAGAGAGAGAGAGGGAGAGAGAGAAAGCGAAAGAAUGCGUGUGUGUCGAGGAUGAGAGAGAUGUAGAAGCAUAGAAGGGAGCCAAGUGUCCUUGAUGCGACCGUCGUUGAAGCCACGAAAUCUCGCGAUCUCAACAGGUGAUUUUUUUUAUUCGAACGGAUGAUACAUUUAAAGAAACGGAUAUUAUAUAUAUAAAACAAAAAGGAAUGGAAAAAGAAAAGUUGAGAGAGUACGAGGGAAAAAGUCACGACUGAUAAGAAAUCCGUGUUAAUUGUGAUUUCGGAACUGAGUUCGGAGCCACGGGCGAGAUACGUUCGGCGCAAACCGAUCCUAUAGAAUGAGAGAGAAAGAAAGAGAGAGAGAGAGAAAGAGAGAGAGAGAGAGAGAG
Messenger RNA from Vespula pensylvanica (western yellowjacket), 12140 nucleotides. RefSeq names its product homeobox protein prospero-like. The transcript has 5 exons. Gene Ontology annotation, cellular component: nucleus. Lineage: Eukaryota; Metazoa; Arthropoda; Insecta; Hymenoptera; Vespidae. Gene Ontology annotation, biological process: regulation of transcription by RNA polymerase II. The record is from RefSeq and is a predicted model, not a curated record. Bases 302 to 3937 code for a protein of 1211 amino acids. Gene Ontology annotation, molecular function: RNA polymerase II cis-regulatory region sequence-specific DNA binding; DNA-binding transcription factor activity, RNA polymerase II-specific.